This is a messenger RNA of Colletotrichum graminicola M1.001, 2661 nucleotides long. RefSeq names its product WD domain-containing protein. The record is from RefSeq and is a predicted model, not a curated record. The transcript has 4 exons. The coding region runs from base 1 to 2661 and encodes 886 amino acids. Lineage: Eukaryota; Fungi; Ascomycota; Sordariomycetes; Glomerellales; Glomerellaceae. Gene Ontology annotation, molecular function: protein binding.
AUGAGCUGGCAGGUGGCUUCGGGCAUGGGGUCGAACGUUGGCAACGGCAUGGGCGGGCCUGGUGGAAACGAGAUGGGCGGUGCGAUGCAGGGCAACGGCGGCAACCAGCCUCAUGCAACUGAAUACACACUGCAGGGUGUUAUGCGCUUCCUCCAAACCGAAUGGCACCGUCACGAGCGGGACAGGAAUGCUUGGGAGAUUGAGCGCCAGGAGAUGAAGGCGAGGAUAGCCUCCCUCGAAGGUCAGGCGAGAAGGUCCGAUGCGACGCAGAAGGCCCUCAAGAAAUACGUCGCCAUCCUCGAGAAAAAGGUUAAGGACCAGGCUGCACAGCUCAAGGGAGGGGGCAAGGCAGGCAGCCAGACAACAAAACCGGAGAAGGAUAGAGCUGCCCUGAUCCAGGAGAAGCUUCAAUCUUCCAAGAAACCUUCCGAUGCCGAUCCUAACGAGCUCGAGGUUGAGAAGGGCGACGACGAAACGCAACGUAACGACCUCAAGUCUUUCUUGGACCAGUGCCAAGCCGAGUUCACCUACCUGAUGAUCACGCCCGCAAACCCUUUGCCUCCCCGAGAAUCACCCCCGCUCCCGAUACUGGAAGAUUUGCGCGAGGGUGAGCCUUUUGGCGUUCCAGGCGGCAAGGCGUUCCAGGAACCGCCCUUUCCCUUCGCCUCCUCCUCUCUGGUGCCACAGAACCACGUCCGCGAAGCCAAUCGGCCUCCUCCUGCUCCGAACCACGCGCCUCCAAUGCAACGAAGUCAGCCGACCAGUUUCCUGGUGAAGCCAACUGAACAGCAGCAGCAGCAGCAGCAGCAGCAACAUCAACAACAACAACAACAACAACAACAACAACAGCAGCAGCAACUGCAGCAGCAACAACAGCAACAGCAACAACAGCAACAGCAACAACAGCAACAGCAACAACAGCAACAGCAAUCUAUGCCGUCCUCAAACCCUGAAUCCGCGCCACCUGUCAUGUAUGCUGCCGGCACAGAGUGGCCCCAGCCCAUGUCGGUUGCUGCCCGCAUGCUCGACGAUAACAUGCAGCAGCGUCCGACUCAUGCUGUGGAAUCUUUUAGCAGCGUGGAGCCGACAGAUGAGCCCCAGCCCAGUCGCCCUGCCCCUGAGUCUGAUGCAUGGGAUUUUCCCGAGGGAGCGUUCCCGGGGUCCAACACAUCGCAACCUCUACAGCAACUCACAAACCGACCUGACACCGAUGCCUUUCCAGCCGCAGACAACCUCCCCAAGUCACCCAACCGUGGGCCAAAUCCUAAUCGCCGAAAAGGAUCAAUGUCGCGAAGACGCAGCGCAGACCAUGAGCUGUCGCUAAAUGCGGCUACUCAGAAAGCUGAGACGGGAAACUUUAAGCUGCGGUUUGGACUGCGAGGUCACCUAGACACGGUACGAACUGUCAUCUUCUCGGGCGGUGGCAGUCCUGGAGAACCCGAGAUCUGCACUGCUGGCGACGAUGGCAUGAUCAAGCGCUUCCACAUUCCUCGUGUAGACAGUCACGGCCAGACCAACGCCGCAUCGGACCUUGACGUGACAGCCAACUUCUCUCACCGUGGCCACGCUGGGGCAGUGCUUUGCUUGACUUCUUGGUCUCCGUCUCCAAGCUUUAGCACUGGUGGCCGCGCCCAAGGCGACGGUUGGAUAUUCUCUGGUGGCCAGGACGCGACUAUCAGGGUCUGGGAACGAGGCAGAGUUGAUCCGAAAGCCACGCUCGAGGGCCACACCGAUGCCGUCUGGGCAUUGUGCGUGCUGCCGACCACUCUUGGCGCCAUCUUUGGCCAGAAUAGUCAAUAUGGAGGCCCCGAUCGCAUCUUGCUUGUCUCCGGUGCCGCCGAUGGAUCCGUCCGUCUAUGGGCUGUCAGCGCGCCUCCUCAGUUGACCUCUCCUCAACCAGGCACAAACAGAGCUGGUCCAUCAGGCAGCCGGGGUCGCGUCCGUGGCAACUCGAUGAGCUCGGGAAGUGCUUUCUCGAGCAACCCUCAACCCAACAUGGCAUCUAAUUCGCCCUUUAACCACACUUUGGUCCACAACAUCAAGAGGCCCGAGGGCACCAAUGCCAGCCCUACGUGCAUCACCCCUCUCAGCCCUAGCGGCGGGACCUUUGUCGUCUCUUACUCGGAUGCAUCCAUUCUUGUCUACGACACUAGGUCAGGUGAACAGAUCGGCACAAUGGAUAGCUCAGAGACGUACGAUGGCUCAAUCAACACAAGUGUCAACGCUGUUGUUGCGACGACUGUCGGACUGGAGCAGUCUCAAAGUGGUCUAUCUGAAGAGGACAGUAGUGCUGGUGGCGGACCGACGGGCGGAGGUAGAUCCAUGGCAGGGUCCGGCGUCGAAGGCGUCAUCAUUUCCGGACAUGAGGAUCGGUUCGUGCGGUUCUUUGAUGCCAACAGUGGGCAAUGUACAUACAACAUGCUGGCCCACCCGGCAUCGAUUUCGGGCCUUUCCCUCAGUCCAGACGGCCGCGAGCUCGUUAGCGCAGGCCACGAUGCAUCACUGCGGUUUUGGAGUCUCGAGAAACGGUCCUGCACCCAGGAGAUUACGAGCCACCGCAUCAUGCGCGGCGAGGGCGUGUGCUCCGUCGUGUGGAGCCAAGACGGCAAGUGGGUUGUAAGUGGCGGCGGUGACGGCGUGGUGAAGGUCUUUGCGCGGUAG